Molecule: messenger RNA, 2201 nt
Organism: Cuscuta epithymum
Lineage: Eukaryota; Viridiplantae; Streptophyta; Magnoliopsida; Solanales; Convolvulaceae
Source: the annotation of a GenBank genome assembly
AGAUGAUCUUGGCCUAACAUCGAGUAAUCAUAAUUUGAAAUUUCUGAAUGAAUGGGGUGCCCGCAAUCUAACGGUCGCUAUCGAUUCCGUUGAACAGGGUUUCUUGUUUCAUUUUCUCGUUUUCACUUCCAGAGCAUUUGCUAGCAAGGGUCUCCAUUCUCGCAACUCCAGCUCUUCUUCUUUUACAUUCUCCGCUUCAAGCAUUUGCUAGCAAGGGUCUCCAUUGUCAAGCAACUCCAGCUCUUCUUCUUUUACAUUCUCCGCUUCACUGAAAUGGAUGUUCCUUCAAAUCAUGGUGCGUGUGCAGGGCAAAGUUCCAUGGCAUUCGGGAUGGAUUUUUUCUACUAUAUCCCCGAAAAUGAGGCAGCUAUUGAGUAUGAUGAAGACUGCAUCUAUCUUUUCUCUGAGAGAUAUAAUUUGCAAGAAUCCCGGAGAUGCGUAGAGAAGGCCCUUAAUCAUUACCGGGAUGAGCUCAAAAGACAUGUGCAAGGGAAUGCGAAAGUUAAUCAUGUACUGACAGCAGUGGCUCUAAGGUCACAGAAGAAGUGGGUCAAUUGUGAAAAGUUGUUCAUUGGGCAUGUUCCGGGAGUAACAAUUGGAGAUGAGUUUCAGCAUAGAGCUGAAAUUGCUCUUGUAGGCCUACAUCACCCUUUUGUGGAAGGCAUUAAUUACGUUAAUAUCCACGGCAAGAACUAUGCAAUUAGCAUAGUUGAUGCCAGCCGUUAUGUUAACCGCAGGAUAUCACUGGACAGUUUCGUAUAUGUCGGACAAGGCAGAAAUCCGAGUGUUAAUCGUAAUAAUCCCAAGGAUCAAAGAUUGAUUAACGGCUAUCUUUCGCUUAAAAAUAGCAUGGAAUACGGUGUACCCGUAAGGGUUAUCCGUGGCAAAGAUAUGUAUGUAUAUGACGGCCUGUUUCAUGUCAAAAGAUGCUGGGUAGAGAGAGAAAGUUAUGGCAAAAUGACUUUCAACUUUGAGCUCCACAGGAUUGCAGCCCAUCCACCACCCACCGGCAACAAAGUCACCAACAACAAAAUAAUCUCUAGGUCCAAAAAGUCACCGAGCGAGUUGAGUUUAAGAGGGUCAAAGACCUUUCUGGAGGCAGGGACAAUUUUCCCAUCCCUGUGUUUGCUAAUAUGGGUGCCCAAAUGCCCGCGAGUUUCACUUACAUAACUCGCAUUAUAUAUCCAGACUGGUAUCAUCCGUCAGCCCCACCUGGCUGCAUGUGCGAAAGCAGUUGCUCUGAUUCCAUUGGCUGCUAUUGUGCAUUAAAAAACGGAGGUAGUAUCCCGUUCAACAGCCAAGGAUCAAUUAGCAGUAUACACACAAAACCCAUCAUCUACGAGUGUGGUCCAUCCUGCAAAUGCCCACAGUCGUGCAGAAACAGAGUUAGCCAAAGAGGCCCCCGUUAUCAGCUGCAGGUCUUCAGGAAAGGACCAGAUGGUGAGGGGUGGGGGGUAAGGUCACGAAAUUUCAUUGCAGCCGGGAGCUUCAUCUGUGAGCUUGUUGGAGAAUUGGUUCAAGAUGACUCUGAUGAAAAAGGACAUUGUUACAGAAUUGAUGGAAGUGGUUUCAGAAUCGACACGGAGCGUUACGGAAACGUGGGGAGAUUUAUCAAAUGUGGCCUGCCAACGAACAUUUUUGCACAGAAUGUUGUGUACGAUGAUGAUUACAAGAUUGUCCCUCAUGUAAUGUUCUUCUCUUCUGUGAACAUUCCACCAGGCCGUGAACUUAUACGCCCAGUUCAAAGUCUGCAUGGAGUGAUACAGAGUCCUGCACAGCUUUAGCGCUAACCAAUCAGUAUUAUAGUGAUACUCUUCUCUAUGUUAUGCAUAUUGUUCAUACAAGCUCUCGCUAUUUUCUAUUCAUUCUUGUGGAAUAGCCUGACCGUAUCAUAUACAGAGUCCUGACGGGAAUGCUAUUUUAACACUACCUUUGACACCAACUUUAUUUUUUCUUCGCUGCACAGGAACAUAUGAUCUUGGGGUCAAAUUGGUCAAUUGUGGUGUUUGUGUAGUAUUAUCCUUGUGAGUUUGUAGAUUCUUCUUUUGACCUCUUGUGCAGUCAAUCUAGCUCCUUUUGUCUUUCUUUCUUCUUUGCUCCUGUGUUUUGAAAUUACAAAAUGUCUUGCCAGCAGUUAGUUGGUUUGAUGAAUGAUGAGAGUGAUUUUAGAUCAUUAUAUGGGUAAUGCUUCUUACUUCUUG